GCCGGUACCUCAGCAGCCCUCAGCCACUGACCUGGUUCGCCGCGCGUCUGCCGCCCCUCGCUGGGCGGAGGGUUAGGCCCGCGGGGACUGGGAGGUGAGAAGGUUUUAGGCGACCGCUUGCCCCGCCGUGACAAGGGGCGGUGGCUCUCGGUGCGUCGGCCCCCGGCUGGCCGCGAGUCGCGGUGGAGGCGCCGGAGCGGGUCCUGUCACAUGAUGCGGUUCCUGGAAAGUUCCUGGAAAGCAGCCUUUCAGACUGCCCCAGCACAGCCUCGACGCUUCUCCUCGGCGGCGGGUGCUGUGCUCCCCGCUGCUGCCGGCAGCGACAACAACCUGAGCACCCUACCUCCAGGCGGAGACAGCGGCGAUCCCAACCCCGUCCGGCCGAGCCUGGGCGGCGCCCGGGCCGGGGGCCGGGGCCAUGCACCCAUCGCAGCGUUGAGCACCGCGGCGGCGAAGCGGAGCCUUUUCCCUGCACGCAGCCCCCGACCUGCGUGUGAGCGGGGCCGCGCCCGCCUUCGCCGCCGCCCCCCAUGACCCUGCGCUCCGCCGAGUCCCUGGAGAGCACUGAGGGCUCCCGGGCGCGCUGGGGACACCCAGGGACGGCGGCGCCUGUUGCGGAGGAGUUCUGUGAGGCGGCGCAGCUGGCCGCCGCUAUGGAGGAGCUGCGGCGGGCAGGGUGGUACUGGGGCAACAUGACUGUUGCUGAAGCUAAAGAGAGAUUACACGAUGCUCCCGAAGGGACCUUCUUGGUUAGGGAUAGUUCACAUUCAGAGUAUCUAUUGACUAUUUCGGUAAAAACAUCAGCAGGACCAACCAAUCUACGUAUAGAAUAUCAAGAUGGCAAGUUUAGACUGGACUCUAUCACGUGUGUCAGAUCUAGACUUAAGCAGUUCAACAGCGUUGUGCAUUUGAUUGAGUACUAUGUUCUUAUGUGCAAGAACAGAACAGAAACACCUUCAAAUGGAACAGUUCAUCUUUACUUGAACAAGCCUCUCUAUACAUCCACUCCAUCUCUGCAACACCGCUGCAGGAUAACUAUAAACAAAUGUACAAAUCAGAUCUGGGAGCUGCCAUUACCAACAAGACUAAAAGAGUACUUGAAAGAGUACCAGUACCAGGUAUAAAUAUAUUUUCUAAAUGCCUGUAAAGUAGAGUAACUUCUAAAUGCAAUUCUUAAAAUCAGCCAAAGAACUGAGUAACCAGUUGAACAAAUCGGCAUGGAAUUCACUAUCAAAACAGUGGCAGUUCUGGGAGAAAGGUUUUAAUUUCAGAUGCCACAAAGGGAGACUUUAUGUAGAAUAAUCUCAGCUUGCAUCCUCGGGGGUUCAACAAGGUGACAUGCUAUUCUUGCAAGGAGAGAGAAGCCAAGAAUCUGUCCAGAUUGUGUUGCUUUGUCAAUGGCAUAAAAUACUGCACUAAUUAUCAAAUGCUGACCGAAGUAGUGGGACUGUGAGAGACUGCAGAAGUGGUCAAAGAUGUAUGAGAGUGCAUAAGUAUCUCAGUUGUCUGAUUCCAUGUUUAAUUUGGUGCUGGUGUUCAUAUAAUCCUGAAAGCUUAACUGGAUCAUGCAGUGGUAAUCUUGCCAAAGUUACGCAAUUAAUCAAAUUCGGUCAAAAAAUUGAUCUUGUAUUCAGUCUUAUUGAGCUAUAAUUCUCCUGCUUUUCUGCAAGCAAAGGAGCACUGCAAGUAAGAAUUUCAAAACAUAGUUUUUCAAAGUUCUCUAAAAGCUGACUUUAAGGAAAAAUGCCACAUCUUUCAUAGGAACCCAGUAUGUUGUGAAUUAUGCCAGAUUGGUGUCCCAGAAUUUUCAACAUGGUUAACAUCUUCCCAGUGGUGAUAUAUCCAUGUUAUUACUAGUAAGCCUGUUUGCUUGAGGCUUUAGGACUGUAUGCUGCAGACUUGCAGUUACUCAGUUCCGAUUUCAAAACAUGGAUAUCAGCAGUUACAGCUGUCUUCUACAGUGUAGAACAUUUUCUUCAGCUUGUUUCCCAAAAUGUGGGGAAGUAUGUUUGGGUUUUUUUAGGGGGUUGGGGCUUUGUUUUUUCUAAUUCACCAUUGUAGUUAUCAGACUAUUACUCAAUAAAGUAAAUCAAAUUG
Messenger RNA from Melopsittacus undulatus (budgerigar), 2097 nucleotides. It is a transcript of the gene SOCS2, whose product is annotated as suppressor of cytokine signaling 2. The record is from RefSeq and is a predicted model, not a curated record. Bases 531 to 1124 code for a protein of 197 amino acids. Gene Ontology annotation, molecular function: 1-phosphatidylinositol-3-kinase regulator activity. The transcript is spliced from 4 exons. NCBI's taxonomy places the organism in Eukaryota, Metazoa, Chordata, Aves, Psittaciformes, Psittaculidae. Gene Ontology annotation, cellular component: phosphatidylinositol 3-kinase complex. Gene Ontology annotation, biological process: phosphatidylinositol phosphate biosynthetic process; intracellular signal transduction.